This is a messenger RNA of Penicillium cataractarum, 1260 nucleotides long. RefSeq names its product CFEM domain-containing protein. The record is from RefSeq and is a predicted model, not a curated record. Lineage: Eukaryota; Fungi; Ascomycota; Eurotiomycetes; Eurotiales; Aspergillaceae. Bases 1 to 1260 code for a protein of 419 amino acids. The transcript has 8 exons.
AUGCGAUGCUACAGAAAGGGCAUUAUAAUCCCCUUUACGCUGCUGUUGGCAGCAAUCACUGAAGCAUCGGACAUGCCGUCCUGCGCAAUUCAGUGCCUAAAAAGUGGAAUUGAAGGCUCGACUUGUACAUUAACAAACACCAGUUGUAUUUGCGCAGAUGCGGCGCUACAGACCAAUUUGACGGCUUGUGUCCAAACCAACUGCACAAUCAAGGAAAGCCUAACAACGGCAAACGCAACGGGUGCCAUGUGCCAUAACCCAAUCCGCAACAAGUCCGAGGUUAUAACUGUCACCAAUUCUGUGUUUGGGGGACUGGCAGUUAUUGCAACCUUGAUUCGAAGCCUGGAAUUUCGGAAACAUUUUGGCUUCGAAGACGUCUUUGUGAUACUUGGUCUACUUUUUAGUGUCGCGAUGGGCAUCCUGGAGUUUCUGAUGGUUGAUGCAGGUUACGGACGGGACAUUUGGACCAUAUCAUUCUCGAACAUCACUCUGGUCUUGAAAUACAAUUGGGUCGUGGAGAUGCUAUAUAUUGGUGCUAUUGCCUCUAUCAAAUUGGCAUUGCUCAAUCUUUAUCUCCACAUUUUUCCAAACUUCGGACUCCGGAAUGCGAUAUAUAUCGUCAUGGGAAUCGUGGUCGCAUAUUUCUUUGCCUUCUUCUUCGGAAUUUGUUUCAACUGUCUGCCCGUGUCUUAUAUCUGGACUUCAUGGACAGGUGAGACGAAAGGCAGCUGUCUCGACUUUAAUAAAUUCGGCAUUGCGUGCGCCGUGAUCAAUAUCGUCCUCGAUGUGACUGUGAUGGCCUUACCGCUCCACGAGAUUAUGAAGUUGAAUCUUAGACCCAUGAAGAAGAUUCUGGUUAUGCUUAUGUUUUGCACGGGAUUCUUCAUCACCAUUGUGAGCAUCAUCCGGCUCAAGUCAGUAGUGACAUUUGCCCAUACAGCCAAUGCAACCUAUGAUUAUGUACCAGUUGCAUACUGGUCACUGAUUGAAAGCUACACAGCAGUGAUCUGUGUCAGCAUGCCGGCGAUCCGCCGCCAGUUCAACCGGCUUCUCUAUGCCUGUUUCGGCAUUCCUGACUCACAUCAAGAUGCUUCAGCACCUUACGACAGAAGUCGGAGUCUACAAUAUCCGACGAGCUCCAAUAACCUGUCAAUUGGGAGGAAUAUCAAGGCAUCUUCGAGUCAGGAGCCUCUAUCUCGUCGGGAUUCAGAUGGGGUUGAAUUGGUAAAUGUCGAUGUAUACUUUGAUAAAAGGACUUGA